AUGUGGUCUACAGGCAGCCUAAGACUGGGCAUAGUGGGUGUUAGAAGGUGCGUUCCAAAAUUGAUUAAAGCCAAUAAUUACUCUCCACUUCUUAAUGUUAGUUUUAAAAAAUAUUAUAGUACCGAAGUUCAAGCUAAGAAGUCACCUGUGAUUGGUACCAUCAAAGCGGCUGGUCUGGAGAUAACCAAACCUCCGUUGACUGAUGCAAGAAGCGUGUUUUCUGAGAAAGAAUUGGAAGAAGCCAGAAUAAAUAGAUUGAAGGGAUUGGGAAUUUUGACCAAAUUCCCUGAAAAAUGGAUACCUUACAUGGAGCUCAUGAGAAUUGAAAAGCCAAUAGGUACUUUAUUGCUUCUCUCGCCAUGUAUGUGGUCUAUCACUAUGGCUGCAUAUAUGACCUCUGCCCCACUGUUAUCAACUCUUUGGAUGCUGUCAGUUUUCUCGGUAGGCGCAUUUGUUAUGAGAGGUGCUGGCUGUACCGUGAAUGAUAUGUGGGAUAGAAACUUGGACAACAAAGUUGCAAGAACCACCGAAAGACCAAUUACAUCCGGUAGAGUCUCCAUGCCACAGGCUUGGACAUUCCUUGGAGCGCAAUUGGCUGUUGGUUUGGUUGUUUUAUUACAGUUACCUUUAGACUGCUUCCUACUUGGUGCUUCAUCUCUUUUAUUAGUGAUGACUUACCCAUUUUUCAAGAGAGUUACCUAUUAUCCACAGGUUGUUCUAAGUGCAUGCUUUAAUUGGGGGGCUUUAUUAGGUUUCCCUGCAAUGGGUGUUUGGAACUGGCCAGUAAUGAUUCCACUUUAUCUAUCUGGAUUUUUCUGGUGUAUGACUUAUGAUACCAUAUAUGCACACCAAGACAAGAAAUUUGAUGUUAAUGUGGGAAUAAAAUCUACUGCAUUAGCCUGGGGCAAUUCAACCAAGAAAAUCUGUUACGGUAUGUCUGUUGCACAGAUGGGUUGUUACGUUACAAGUGGCUUCUUAGCCGGCAUGGGUCCUUUCUUCUAUCUUGGCGCUCUUGCUGGUGGUUACAGGUUGUUCAAUAUGAUUAAGAAAGUUGAUUUAGACAACCCUGCGAACUGUUGGAUGUGGUUCAAAGAAAACAUAAAUACCGGACACGUCUUCUGGUUGGGUAUUUUACUUGACUAUCUUUGGAAACUCUUCUUCUGA
Pichia kudriavzevii is the source of this 1164-nucleotide messenger RNA. RefSeq lists its product as uncharacterized. Gene Ontology annotation, molecular function: 4-hydroxybenzoate polyprenyltransferase activity. The record is from RefSeq and is a predicted model, not a curated record. Bases 1 to 1164 code for a protein of 387 amino acids. Gene Ontology annotation, biological process: ubiquinone biosynthetic process. NCBI's taxonomy places the organism in Eukaryota, Fungi, Ascomycota, Pichiomycetes, Pichiales, Pichiaceae. The transcript has a single exon. Gene Ontology annotation, cellular component: mitochondrial inner membrane.